CUGUAUUGAUCAGGGACAGUACGGGACACAUGGCCGGGCGCUAGCCAUGCAGACACAGGAGUCUGCCAUGGACCUGCCGGCCGUGGUCGAACUGAACGUGGGAGGAGUCUUCUACACGACCACGCUGACCACUCUCACUCGAGACCAGGACUCUACUCUCACACAUUAUUUCACCAAGGCUCCUCCGCCGAAGGAUGCCAAGGGGAAGUUCUUCAUCGACCGAGACGGAGUGCUCUUCCGCUACGUCCUCGACUACCUGAGGAACCAGACGCUGGUGCUUCCCGAGAGCUUCCGCGAGAAGGAGCGGCUGCGACAGGAGGCGACCUUCUACGGACUCCCCGGCAUGGUGGAGGCGGUCGCCAACUCCCCGUCGUCUUCCGGCAAACAGCCCGGUUUCAUCACCAUCGGCUACCGCGGCAGCUUCGCCUUCGGGAGGGACGGCUUGGCCGACGUCAAGUUCCGCAAGAUCACGCGCAUCUUGGUGUGCGGCCGAGUUAACUUGUGUCGCGACGUAUUCGGCGAGACACUCAACGAGAGCCGAGAUCCCGACCACGGUCUAUCGGACCGCUACACGGCCAGGUUCUUCUUGAAGCACUCCUCCAUAGAGCAGGCCUUCGACAUGCUGCAGGAGCAGGGGUUCCGCAUGGCGGGUUCCUGUGGUUCCGGCACGGCGGGCGGCACGGCGGCGGACCUCAAGCCCGGGGUUGACGCGGAGGAGAGCCGCUGGAACCACUACAACGAGUUCGUGUUUGUGCGCGACUGAAGAGUUCCCGCCACCGCCACCACGUCACAGCCAUCAGCAUCAGUCAUCACCGAGGGCUUCAUUCAUCACAAUUAAUCACUUUAAAUAUAAUCAAUACAAUAAGGUACCUUGUUUUAAUCGUCUACGAUAUAUCAUUUUCUACUUAAUAUUUGACAAGUGAGUGACUGUGGAAUAGAGAUGUGACUUUAUAACUGUAAUCGUUUAUAAGUAAACGCUAAAGUGUAUACCCUUAGGACACCGUAAGAGGGACAUUUUGUAACCAGAGUUAUAUUCGCGGCUUGUGUGGUUCAUCACAGCCCACGGCAGCGGCAGUCACCAGUAGGAGAUAUGAGAUGCAGUGAUAGUGUUUAGUAGUGCAGUGAAGGCCAUAUCAUCUGUAGAAUAGCCUCUUUACAAUCUGUAUCAGGUAUUUAAUACAUCAUAUAAGGUAAUCUUACACAUUUUAAUUGCAGUUUAUUUAAAAUGUAAAACUUUCUUCACUAUAUUUACUUUCCUCUUAUAAUUCCAAUUUAACUUUUACCAAUGGAAAGUUUGUAACUCCUAUUAUAUUUUAAUACUCUAACUGUAUAUGGUGCUUCUACAUCACGUGUGAUAUAUUAGUUACCCCUUAGAUAUUAAGAUUUGUUUUGUUGUUUAUGUGCGUAAAGUAAUUGUUGGAAUUUGCUAUUAAUGUAACGUAAACUUUUACAGGAUCAAACUACAUACAUAGUAUAAAAAAGAGAAUUGCGUCUAUUUUAUCAUUAUUGAACUAUAAAGAACUAAAUUGUCCGGUUCCACACAAAAAUCAUUGCUUUUCCAUGCAAGAAAUAAAAGUGAAGUAUGCACUGAGAAAAUUUAAACAUUAAGAAUGGCGUGCUAUUUAAGUUUUUAAACUGCAACAGCAUUAUAUGCAUUUUAAAUUAGUUACUAUGCGCUUGAAACAAUGCAUCCAAUUAUUUCCAUGAAAAUCGUAAUUGUGUUUUAUUUUCACAAAACAAAUUAAAUAUUAGGGGUACAUAUUUUUUCGACCUACUCAUUUCAAUCUGUUAUAAUAAGUUUUGGUUAUACUUUUAAAGAGCUAUUACGAAAUUUUAAUAUUAGUAACAAACAUUUUUACGUUUUUAGUAUUCUUAUUAUUGAAACUGUAAUACUUGUAACUUUAAAUUACUAGCACUAACUCGGAGAGUUUCUCGUUUUUCGUAUUUAAUUAGUACUUUGUUUUUCUAUGUAAUGUCAGGUCAGGGGCUUCACAGGUUGACUGCACAGAAAACAGGCGAGGGCGGACUUGUAGUGGACGGAUAACAGUACAGAGAAUAAUAUUCACCCCAUCUAAUCUCACCACCGACAUAGCUGCUAUUAUCCAUUGUAACGAGUAACCCAUUAAAUUUUUCGUCUAUUUUUCUAUUUUUCAUUUAUAAAUAAUAAUAAUAACCCAUAUAAAUAAGAUAAAAGUAAGAUUUGCUUAAAGUGCGCAAUCCAUAAAUUGUGCAUAAGUGAUAAAUCCUAUUACUCUAUAUUCUUCUAUAACUAAUAUAUUUAAGAUAUAUUCUUAACAUGAAGAAAAGAAUUUAAUUGAACUAUGUGUAGAUCGUCUGUCUUUCCUAUUGUACAUACUCGUACUGUGCCGUUCUCGUGAGAAGCAGCAAGCAGGUAGCGUCAGAUUGUACCGUACAGUAGUGGACCCUAGGUAAUGUACCGUGGUACAGUAGUUGUUCAUUUGCUAGUGUAGUGUACAGUAGCUACACACUGGGUCUCGUAGGUCGAGUAGUCGCUAAGUCUAUCUGUGUUUUGACUCUACUCAUCUUUAGAAAUGUAUUUAGCGAUGUAACCGGCCCAGCUUUAAGGUUAAACUCAUUUAAUCCAACAAUGAGAUUAACAAUAAGGCGAUGAGUCGGCGGAGCGCCGGGCAAGCUAAGGACUACAGGGUAGGUAGGGCUGGGGCAUCAUCCGCACCAACAGCCAGGGGAAUACAACAAUAUUUCAUUUUAUUACUAAGACAAAAUGUUGUAAGAUAUAAUUUUAAUAUGUGAUCAUUAAAUAUUGUUAGAGACAUUU
Molecule: messenger RNA, 2797 nt
Organism: Homalodisca vitripennis (glassy-winged sharpshooter)
Lineage: Eukaryota; Metazoa; Arthropoda; Insecta; Hemiptera; Cicadellidae
Gene: Ktl
Product: BTB/POZ domain-containing protein KCTD16
Exons: 1
Coding region: 47-763 (238 amino acids)
Biological process (GO): protein homooligomerization
Source: RefSeq, a predicted model, not a curated record